Dovyalis caffra is the source of this 804-nucleotide messenger RNA. The record is from the annotation of a GenBank genome assembly. Lineage: Eukaryota; Viridiplantae; Streptophyta; Magnoliopsida; Malpighiales; Salicaceae.
AUGGCGUCGUGGAAUUCAAUUCCGCUGGAAAUUACAUACCAAACAGUUGGAUGGAUUGCUUUCGUUUUAUGGUCUAUCAGUUUCUACCCUCAAGUUUUCUUGAAUUUCAAACGCAAAAGUGUGGUGGGGUUGAAUUUCGAUUUCGUGGUGUUGAAUUUGACGAAGCACUCCUCAUACUUGAUAUACAAUGCUUCUCUUUACUUUAGCUCUGCUAUUCAAAACCAGUACCUUGAAAAGUAUGGCCAUGAGCAGAUGAUACCAGUAGCUGCAAAUGACGUUGCUUUUUCAAUACAUGCUGUUUUGUUAACGGCAAUUACAUUGUUCCAAAUUGCAAUAUAUGAACGUGGAAAUCAAGCAGUCUCUAAGAUUGCUAUAGCAAUCGUCUGUGUUGUGUGGAUAGUUGCUGCAGUAUGUACUUUUAUAGCUUUGCCCCGCCACUCCUGGCUGUGGCUCAUCUCCAUCUUCAACUCAAUUCAAGUUUCUAUGACAGUUAUCAAGUAUAUUCCCCAGGCGGUAAUGAACUUCAUGAGAAAGAGCACAGAAGGCUUCAGCAUUGGGAACAUUUUACUUGAUUUUUUUGGAGGAUUGACAAACUAUGCCCAGAUGGCUGUACAAUCUAUAGACCAGAAUUCGUGGGUAAACUUUUACGGCAAUAUAGGAAAGACACUGUUGUCUUUGGUGUCCAUAUUCUUUGACCUUCUCUUCAUGUGUCAGCAUUAUAUCUUGUAUCCUGCCAAGAAAGCUUUGAAUUCUCCAGAAUCCAAGUCUACUGAGGAUCGACAAUCAGAAAUGUGUGAGGUUUAG